CUCAUCGCAGUAGUUACAAUCGUUAUUCCCACGAUGGCGGAUGCAUCGCGCUUUCUCGCCUGGUUCUGCUGCCUCCACUGGCUGGUUCUCCUCCUCGGCGUCCAGGGAUACGAGGUGACAAAGGCCAAGAUCGAGGUUUUCUACCCCAAGGGAUUCGAGGUCUCCAUUCCCGACGAGGAGGGCAUCAGUUUGUUUGCCUUCCAUGGCAAGCUGAACGAGGAAAUGGAGGGUCUGGAGGCGGGCACAUGGGCUCGGGACAUCGUGAAGGCGAAGAACGGCCGCUGGACCUUCAGGGAUCGGACGACGGCUCUGAAACCAGGCGACACCCUGUACUACUGGACGUACGUUAUCUACAAUGGACUGGGUUAUCGCGAAGACGACGGGUCGUUUGUGGUCAAUGGCUACAGUGGUAAUAACACCUCGGCGACCACUCCACGUCCACCGGUGGCCCCCGCUUCCACCACGCCCUGGAGUCCACCUGCAGAUCCGGAUAUCGAUAUUAGAGUGGGCUGCACUACGCCCAAAACGGAGGUCAAUGGAGCACCUACUCGCUGUGCCGGGCAGUUGGUAUUCGUGGAUGAGUUCAACGCCGCCAAACUGGAUCCGAAUAAAUGGAAAGCGGAGCGCAGGUUUUCCGGAGAACCCGACUAUGAGUUCAAUGUCUAUGUGGACGAUGCCCCGGACACCUUGUGCUUGACCAAUGGACAUGUGGCGCUCGCCACGAAUACGAUGAAGAAGCACUUCCACAAGGGAUCGGAUGCCAGUUUGGAUUUGGGUGCCUCGUGCACUGGAGUGGCGAAUACCCAUGAUUGUGUGCGGAAUGGAAGGACCAUGAAUGAUGGCCUCCCCCCGAUGGUCACCGCCCAGUUUUCCUCCAAGGAUUUCUUCUCCUUCAAGUACGGCCGCGUGGAGGUGCGUGCCAAGAUGCCGAGGGCAAAGUGGGUGACCCCACAGAUCUGGCUGCAGCCCAAGCAUAGGGUCUACGGAUCGGAUGACUACCGGUCGGGUCAACUGAGGAUCGCCUACACCCGUCCGAAUGGCGGUAAUCUGGAUCUUUAUGGUGCCGCCGUGCUCUUCGCCGAUGAGCCACUGCGUUCGGUGAAGAAUUGCCUUAAGCCGGGAACUGGAGACAAUUCCGAGGACUGGAGCGAUAGCUUCCACAACUACACACUCGAAUGGACACCGAGGGAACUUCGCUGGCUGGUGGACGGCAAGGAGUGGUGCGUCCAGGGAAGCGACAAGGGAGCUUUCAGUGAGACAACGGCCGCGGGAAAGCGAUUGCCACAGGCCCAGAAACUGGAGGAGGGCUCCGGGCUGGCACCCUUCGAUCAGGAGUUCUACCUGACCUUCGGUCUCGGCGUGGGCGGUUUCAACGAGUACCAGCACGUGGUGAAGCCCUGGAACGAGAGGGCUCCGCAGGCGCAGAAGGCCUUUUGGAAGGAAGUCAAGAAGAACAGGGACCACUGGCUGGACGAGGGGCACAUGAAGAUCGACUACGUCAAGGUGUACUCAUUGUAAUCCCUGUAAUUGAACAAGGAUUUUACAAAUUCACAAAUCAAAUUUAAUAAAAAAUAAUUCUAAAUUUUAACAAAA
This is a messenger RNA of Drosophila takahashii, 1593 nucleotides long. RefSeq names its product Gram-negative bacteria binding protein 3 (gene GNBP3). Gene Ontology annotation, biological process: carbohydrate metabolic process. NCBI's taxonomy places the organism in Eukaryota, Metazoa, Arthropoda, Insecta, Diptera, Drosophilidae. The record is from RefSeq and is a predicted model, not a curated record. Gene Ontology annotation, molecular function: hydrolase activity, hydrolyzing O-glycosyl compounds; carbohydrate binding.